Molecule: messenger RNA, 2614 nt
Organism: Sorghum bicolor (sorghum)
Lineage: Eukaryota; Viridiplantae; Streptophyta; Magnoliopsida; Poales; Poaceae
Product: increased DNA methylation 1
Exons: 2
Coding region: 1-2532 (843 amino acids)
Biological process (GO): negative regulation of DNA-templated transcription
Molecular function (GO): transcription corepressor activity
Source: RefSeq, a predicted model, not a curated record
AUGACGAAGGCGGCCGCCCCUUCGAAACCAUGGCAGCCGGCGGCGCUGGACGCCGAGUUCUCGCCGCAGGUGGCCCAGCUGCUCCUGACGGACCACGGCCGCAGGGAGCUGUCCUCCUGCCUACGCCGCAGAGACGAGGCCCUGAGGAUGACGGUCAGGAAGCACCUGCUGGCGCUGGGGUGGACCAUCCUGUCCAGGCCCAACGCCGCCAUGUUGACGAGGCUCCGCUACAGGGCGCCAGGAGGCUAUGACGCCAAGUCCUACUGCUCCCUUCCGGACCUCGUCGUCGAUAGCGCCGCCGCCUCACAGUUUGAGUUUGAGUUUGAGCAGCAGGAGGAGGAGGAGGAUCAGAUUAUUACUGUUGUUAAUAAUAACGAGCCUCCGCCUCCCCCGCCACAAACCAAGGACGAGGAAGACGAUGAUGAGGAAGAUGGGCCUGCUGAGCCGGCGGAGGAGGAGGAGCAAAAAGAGGAAGAUGAUGACCAGGACGCCGUCAUUGCCGAGUACAUCGCGCUCAUGGCGAGGAACGACGGCGCCAGCAGGGGCCGCAGGGCGGGCCGUCUCCGCGACGGCGCCAAGAGGCACCUCCUGGCGGCCGGGUGGACGUUCUGGACGAAGCUCAAGAGCAACGGCAGAGAGGAGCUGCGCUACAGGGCGCCCACCGGACGCUCCUACAUCUCCCUCCACACUGCCUGCCAGGCCUUCAAGACCAGCCGCCGGCAAGCCGCGUUGCCGAUGACGACGGCCUCGGCCUCGGCUUCGUCGGCUUCCAACAGCAGCAGCAGCAGCAGCAAGAUUGAUAGACGCCGGGUGCAUGCGACUCCUGCCACCAUACUGCGUGCUGUGCGCCCCAGCAGGGUCGGAGACGGAGACGAAGACGGCGGCACCAUCCAUUGCCAGCCGCCGGUUGUGAUGACGAUCAGGAAGAAAAGGAAACUAAUCGGCGACGGCGACGCCGUGAACGUGACGAUGAAGAAAAUCAAGAAGAAGGAGACGUGCUGUCAAGUGGUGGGCGCUGAUGGCACGCAGCUCAUCAAGAAAUCCAUCACCACGACCACCCUGACCAGGAAGAAGAGGAGGAGGAAGGAAGCAACCGCCUCCAAGAACCAAACGCGCGUAGUCCUACGGCCCACCAACAGCACGGCGUCGGCGUGCCAGCGUCGCUCGCGGACGCUCCUGUCCGUGCUCAUCGACAAGGACAUCGUGGUGCCGAGGGACAAGGUGACGUACAGGGCGGCGAGGGACAGGCCGGCGGCCAAGGACGGUUUCAUCACCGGCGAGGGGAUCAGAUGCACGUGCUGCAACAAGACCUUGACGGUGGCAGAGUUCGCGGCACACGCCACCGCACGCCGGGGGAGCGACCGCCGUGAGGCCUGGGCACGUGUGUUCCUCAAGGACGGCAGGUCGCUGUCGCAGUGCCUGGUGGAGCUCAUGAGGCGCGACGUGGCCGUCGUCGCGGCUCGGAAUGGCGACGUGAGGGUGAAGGAGAAAUGCAGCGACCCGGAGGGCGACUCGGUGUGCUCCAUCUGCAACGACGGCGGCGAUCUGCUCCUCUGCGACAACUGCCCGUCGGCGUUCCACCACGCCUGCGUUGGGCUGCAGGCCACUCCGGAGGGCGACUGGUUCUGUCCGUCGUGCAGAUGCGGCGUGUGCGGCGGCAGCGACUUCGAUGCCACCGCCGCUGGUGGUGGUGGGUUCACGGACAAGACCAUCAUCUACUGCGACCAAUGCGAGCGUGAAUAUCAUGUGGGAUGCGUGAGACGACGAGGUUCCGAGGAGGAGGAAGAAAGCGCAGCAGAGUGGUGCCGGCGACCAGAGGAACAAGAAGAAUGGCCGUGGCUUUGCAGUCCUGAAUGCGGCGAGGUAUUUCGGCAUCUGCAGGGACUUGCUGCGGUGGCCAGGGAAAGAUCCAUCCCCAUCCCCACUACAGUCCCCACUACAGUAGAAGGCGUGUCGCUCAGCAUCCUGCGGCGGCGGCGGCGACGACCCAUCUCCAUGGUCGCCACGGGGUCUGGGUGUCAGGAGGAAGAGGAGGAGGAGGACGCCGCCGAGCACGGGCAGCUGUGCUCCGCGCUGGACGUGCUCCACGAGUGCUUCGUGACCCUGAUCGAGCCCCGUACGCAGACGGACCUCACCGCCGACAUCGUCUUCAACCGAGAGUCAGAGCUGCGCCGCCUCAACUUCCGCGGGUACUACGUGGUGGGCCUGGAGAAAGCCGGCGAGCUCAUCACCGUGGGGACGCUGCGGGUGUUGGGGACCGAGGUGGCAGAGCUGCCUCUGGUGGGCACCCGGUUCGCGCACCGCCGGCAGGGGAUGUGCCACCUCCUCGUCACGGAGCUCGAGAAGGUGCUGCGUCAGGUGGGCGUCCGCAGGCUGGUGCUGCCCGCCGUGCCUGAGCUCCUGCCCAUGUGGACCGCCUCUCUGGGCUUCCACCCCAUGACCCGCUCCGACGUCAUGGAGAUCGCCGCGGAGCACGCCAUCCUGAGCUUCCAGGGAACCACCAUGUGCCACAAGAGUCUGCACCUUGCCUAGCUACAGUAGCUUGUCCAUCCAUCCACACAGAAUCAUGCGCAUCAUCUGUAAAAUUCAUGUUAAUGUAUCCCAUAAAUAUCUG